CCACGCCUUCUUUCCUCUCUUUUCCCUUCAUUAUUAUCUUUCCUCUCUUAAUCCCUCCCCUUAAUUACUCUUUCUCACAUUUCUUUUCCUCUGGCUACCUUCCUUUUCCCUUCCUCCCUCCCAUGGAGAAGCAGAGACUUGGGUUGCUCUUCAUCUUCGCCAUCGUCAUCUCCCUAGCCGUUCUCUCCUUCGUCUCCUGCGUCAUCGCCGAGAUCAAGAAAGUCAAGAAGAAGGAUGUGAAAUUGCAGGAUGCGAUGUGCUAUCUGCCAGAGAGCCAUGCGUUUGGCUUCGGAAUCGCGGCAAUCGCAUCCCUAGUUAUCGCCCACGCAUUGACCAACUUGUUCAUUUGCGGCAACUUCUUGUCCUCUUUCUGCUCUUCUUCCAGAGAGAAGCCGGUCACCCCUCCUCUGCCUCCUUCCGCUUCUAUUUCUUCUUCAACUUCGUCUUCUUCCUCUGCCUCCAAGAAACCCUCCAUCCCCGCCCUCCUCCUCCUGCUCUUCUCCUGGGCGAGCUUUGGGCUAGCGGUGGUGCUAUUAGGGGGAGCGACGAGCAUGAGCGCAACGCAGCCGUUUGGGAAAGGAUGGCUGGACGGCAAGUGCUACGUCGUGAAAGACGGCAUCUACGCCGGCUCAGGGGUUCUGACGCUGGUGUCCACCGCCGCCGUCCUUGGCUCUGCCGUUGUCACCGUCAGAAAAGCCCAGGCUGAACAGGGUCGCAGAGUACAUGCCCAAGCUGUCGUAGGCUCCUGAUACUCCCUUCUUUUUUAUUUUAUUUUUUUGGCCGGAAAGAAAAAUUACAGGCUAGAUACAAAGAGAGAAAAGAAAAACAAACUUAUACACAGAUAGAAAGUUACAAAGUUGUUCCUACCAACAAAAAAAAAAAAGUUACAA
Messenger RNA from Linum tenue, 890 nucleotides. The record is from the annotation of a GenBank genome assembly. NCBI's taxonomy places the organism in Eukaryota, Viridiplantae, Streptophyta, Magnoliopsida, Malpighiales, Linaceae.